AUGUAUCUAUCAAUUUUAUUAGGUGCUAUUUGUGAUCAAGAUAUAGCAAAACAAUGCAAUUAUACUCCAGACGAUUUCAUCAACAAACCUAAAGAAGAUCUCAAAGAUUUUACUACAAAAAAUGUUUUAAAAUUAUUGCAUCCUGAAGAUGCAAAUUAUUUUAAUUUUGUUAAAACAAAUUACAAUGAUAAAUUUUUUAAUUGUAAUACUGAUCCACAAACUAAUAUACAAAAUACAAAAAUAAAAUCAAGGAAUAACAAUGAUGGAUUACAACAACUAAUCAAUAUAAUCAAUCUUAUUCAAAAUAUACAAAAAAAACCACCAGAACCCAAACCAGAUAAUAAAUCUGUUGAACCAGAAAAUAAUGAUCCAGAAGAACUUAUGGAUGAAUCUGAAACUAAUAAACCAGAUGAACCAAUGAAUGAACCAGAAACUAAUAAACCAGAUGAACCUAUAGAUGAACUAAAAACUAAAAACCCUGAUGAACUAAUGGAUGAACCAGAAUCUGAACCAGAUUAUGAUUUAAUUUUUAAUAUCAUAGAAAAAAAAAUUAAAUUGACCACUAGAACUGAAGCUGUAAAAUUGCUUGAUAAUAAAUCAAUUUUUGAUAAAAUAGAAAAUUCAGAAUUAAAAAAACAAGAUAAAACACGACUUCAUCAAUUAUAUCGAAUCUUGACCGCAUUACAAAUAUCAAACUCAUUAAAAUCGAUUAACGAAAAGAUUAAACUAAUAAAUGCUAAAAAAGAAUUUGACAAAAUUGCUGAAAAAAUUAAAAAUGAAAAUAAUGUUUUAAAAUUAAAUACUGAUAUCAAAAAUGAAAUAGAUUUCAAAACAGAAUACAUCACAGAAGACCAAAAGAAAGAACUUCAUAGAUUAUUAACAAAUAAAAUAUUUGAUGAUUUAAAAAAUAGUAUUAGAACUGAACAUUAUGCAUAUCAAUUAGAAGAUGAUAAUCACUAUGAUCAAAAAUCUAGUCCCAAAAGACUAGCCCCAGAAAAUGAUCAACCAACCACAGAAUACCCCAACAGAAAUACAGAUAAUGCAGCUCCGAUAAGAAAUGAUAGAGAAACAGCUAUAGUACAAAUUAACUUUAUCAUUAAUGAAUACAAAAAAACACUGAAUGCAGAUGAUCUAAAAAAAUUUGGUCGAGUGCAAACCAAUGAGGUUUGCAACAAAAUUCAAAAAGCACAUAAUAAUGCCAAAGAUAGAAAAACCUUAUUAGAUAUACUUUAUUAUAUUUGGGUGCUAGAUAAAAAUGAUCAAUUCUUGUUAUCAAAAAAAUAUAUUGUACGAAAAAUAAAUAAAGCAAAAAAAUUAGCAGAUG
Molecule: messenger RNA, 1324 nt
Organism: Dentiscutata heterogama
Lineage: Eukaryota; Fungi; Glomeromycota; Glomeromycetes; Diversisporales; Gigasporaceae
Source: the annotation of a GenBank genome assembly